Molecule: messenger RNA, 2156 nt
Organism: Aegilops tauschii subsp. strangulata
Lineage: Eukaryota; Viridiplantae; Streptophyta; Magnoliopsida; Poales; Poaceae
Source: RefSeq, a predicted model, not a curated record
AUGUCAGCAUCUCUCCAAAAACCCAUUGCUCUGUUUAUCCCAACACAAAUCUUCAAAUCUUCCACUACAAUUGCUCAAGCCGCGGAGGUUCAACUUGAUGGAGAUGUCCUUUUCUCUGCAAUUGUAGGUGACCUCAUCAGCAGGUCUGUGUCCUUCAUGAUCAGCCGAUACUCCCAGCAGCAGCCUGGCACCGACAAGAUUGUGCAGAGGCUGCAGAGACUUCUAAUGAGAAUCGACACCGUCGUCGAAGAAGCUGAGGGACGGCGCAUCACCAACCAGGGAAUGCUCCGUCAACUCAAAAUGUUGAGGCAAGGUAUGUACAGAGGCCACUACGUGCUUGAUGCUUUGAGAUUUCAAGCCAUCUGUGACAAGGAGGGGGAGGAGGUGAGCCAUUCAUCAUCUGCACUGUCUAAAUUAAGGCCACCUAAACGACUUCGUGCCUCUUGCGCCGGUGGUGGUAGCAGCGACAGAGAAGCUGUACUGUUAUCUGGUGCAAACAACAGCAUACAAGAAGAGCUGCAGCGGUUGGUCGACACCCUUGAAGAAACCAUGGCUGGUAUGAAGGAGUUCCUUUUCUUCUUGGAGUCGUAUCCUCGGAUACUCCGCCAACCUUAUGGCACAUAUUUGAUCUUGGAUAAUUGCAUGUUUGGUCGGCAAACUGACCUGGAAAGGGUCCUGAAUUUCUUGUUGCGUCCCAAUGCUAUGCAUGAACUGGCUGUACUUCCGAUCGUUGGUCCAAUAAGAGUAGGGAAGAGCACUCUCAUUGAGUAUGUCUGUAGAGAUGAGAGUGUGCGCGAUCACUUCUCGACGAUCCUCUUCUUUCCAGAAGGCAGUCUCAAGAAUGAAGGACUGAUCGACCUAAGAGGAAACAAUUUUAAUGGUCUAGUCAGACAUCAGAAUUGUGCUUCUCAAAAAAGGUUGCUAAUUAUUAUUGAAAUAGCUGAGGACAUUAAUGAGAGAACAUGGAGAAGGAUGAAAUCUUCCAUAACCUGCAUGACACCACGCGGUGGAAGUAAAAUUAUAAUCACCAGCCGAUCAGAUAGAAUUGUGAAUCUGGGAACAACAGAAGCACUACGACUGGACUACCUCCCGCAAGAAGCUUAUUGGCAUUUUUUCAAGUCACUCGUAUUCGGAAGCACAAACUCAGAUGAGCAGCCGAAGCUGGCCUCAAUGGCCAUGGAAAUCGCUUUGGAACAAAGACAAUGUUUCCUAAGCGCGUAUAUCAUUGCUGGGAUACUGCGAGAUAACUUCGAUGGUCGAAUUUGGCGCACAAUUCUUGAAUGUGUGAGAGCAUAUAAACAGACAAAUCUCCUUAUGUUUGACCAGCACCCAAACCUUCGUUUGCGGGAAGAUGAACCGGUAUACUAUUGGAGAUUGGGGAAGAGCCACAGAUAUUUCUUGAUAUGCAACCAUCAUCAGUCAGAUUCCAAUGAGAAUAUUCCUAAAAUCAAUGUGCAGAACAUUCUCUUAGGAAAUGGUGGUACCCUACCCCGUGGAGAAUUUGAGGCUCUUUCAUGGAGAUCUCGCAUACCGCCCUACUACAACUACACGAUAAGCUGUAAGAUGCAACCACCACAACUUACAGUAGGAAGGAAGAAGCAUGUGCAUCAGGAGGGAGAACAUUUGAUUUGAGUAACACACUGUUCAUGACUCACAUCAUGUAUGUCGUGAUAUAAACGCUCUUCUAUUAGUUUACGGAGGGAGUAGUUAACAUAUAUGUAUGUUAUGGUCUAGGCACUAGGCAUGAAGUCAUCAUAUUGUAGUACAAGUUUCUGCAUGUCGAGUACAUUGUGCUUGUAUUUGUGUAAGUACUUUCAGAGUCAAGGCAAUGUUUGCAUUGUCGGUUAAAUUAGAGUCCAAGACAAGUUGGAUUUAUGAAGUUAAGUACUUGAGUCCAUGUCCUAUUGAUCUUGAUACUAUGUGUACUAUGUAACCUAAGCCUUGUAAUAAUCUUUGAACAUGGAGAAAAGAGUAGAGAAAAGAUAUGUGAGGAGGUAACGAUACAGGUAAAAUUAAGUGGUUGGAUUCUUGGCUAUCAUCCCAUGAACUAAGCUGUGUUUUCUAUCUUUUGGCUAGAACAAAAAGGAAUCCGAUGAAUCAAUGGGGAGAAAGAAUUUUUUUUACUGAAUUUUGCAAUCCGUGUUCUAGUUCCAGUA